Molecule: messenger RNA, 5494 nt
Organism: Poecilia reticulata (guppy)
Lineage: Eukaryota; Metazoa; Chordata; Actinopteri; Cyprinodontiformes; Poeciliidae
Gene: slc66a2
Product: solute carrier family 66 member 2
Biological process (GO): phospholipid translocation; retrograde transport, endosome to Golgi
Cellular component (GO): endosome; trans-Golgi network
Source: RefSeq, a predicted model, not a curated record
UCAUCAUCUGUCAAUCCCUAGGAGCUCUGCCAGCCGGCUGGCUUCACUUUAGAACCGCAGCUGAACAUGGAGGAUGAGGUGUUCCAGCAUGCUGUGUCCGUGUUCAGCUCGCUGGUGUCGUGGGUCGCCGCGGGUGCCAUCAUGUUCGGCGGUGUGGUGCCGUACAUCCCGCAGUACAGAGACAUCCACCGGAGCCAGAACGCGGAGGGCUUCUCCACCUACGUGUGCCUGGUGCUGCUGGUGGCCAACAUUCUGAGAAUCCUGUUCAGAUUCGGCCGAUAUUACGAGAUGCCGCUGCUGUGGCAGAGCAUCAUCAUGAUCUGCACCAUGCUGGUCAUGCUCAACCUGUGCACCAACGUCCGCAUGGCUGCCGAACUCGGCACCAAGAGGCGCUCCUUCUUAGCGACAGACAGUAAGGACGAGGAGGUCAGAAUCCCUAAGAGGCUCUUUCUGGACUUUGACUGGAUCUACUUCUGGUCCUGGAGUCGCUUCGUGGACUACCUUCAGUGCGUGCUGGCCUUCACGCUGGUGGCGGCCUACAUCACUUACCUCCUCCUGGACUCGGUGCUGUUCGUGGAGACCCUCGGCUUCCUGGCGGUGUUCACCGAGGCAAUGCUGGGAACGCCACAGCUCUACUGCAACUACCAGAACAAAUCCACAGAAGGCAUGAGCAUCAAGAUGGUGCUGAUGUGGACCAGCGGCGACACCUUCAAAACGGGCUACUUCCUGCUCACAGAGGCCCCCGUGCAGUUCUGGACGUGCGGCCUGCUGCAGGUGUUUGUGGACGUCGCCAUCCUGUUCCAGGUCUACUACUACAGCCGCUACCCGCAGAAACCCGUGUCCCACACCGUCUCCCACACCACCAGUGCCAAAGCUCUCUGAGGUGCCGCCACGCGUCCCGAGGAGACUCCAAAAGACGAGCGGUGAGGAACGGGUGGGGAGGGGCGGGAUGCCCAAACACGCGCACCGAAGGAGUUGCUGCUUCUGCACCUCGGCGGUCGCAGCAAUACCUUGAGGAACGCUCAACGAUCAUGAAGACGUCUUUCUUUCCCGGCACUGAAAAUACACGCAUCAUGCAAUCGCACCCCACUCAACAAAUCAGCAUGUGCAUGUGGAGGAUUUUUAAUUUUCUAUACUUUUUUUUUUUUUUUGCAAAAGCAAAAAACGCAACAUAUGAAAACUAUAGAUAUAUUCUGAGCUCAGAGGAAUGUGGAUGAGUUUUUGAUGCUGAUGAAUGUUGCACAGAACCUCUGCCUUAAGACUCAAACACGGCUCAACGCAUUACCAGCAAUCCAAGAGUUGUGUUCAAAACCCGUAGGAAUCCACGUUACUGAAUGUACAAACGGGCAUGUCUGGUCUAGUUGGACAGAAGUUCAAAAUCAUUGGUUUGUUUUCUUUAUUUUCUUGUAUUUUUUUUCAACAUAAAGCCAAAUCAAGAAGGAAUUCUGAGAAUGUUUUCUCUGACUCUUGAUGACGUUACACUGGGCUGAAAAUGCAUCGCAUAGAAAAUAAAGUAAAAACAUUAGUGGCCUUGAGACAGAGAUAAGAAACUGAAGCUCCCUAUGGCAGCAAUAUAUGUUUUCUAUCAGCCAUUGAUUACAUUUUUUAUAUUGUUAUUAUUAUUGUUACUCUGAUGCCACAGAUUUCAGCCUCAGCUUUGCUUUUCCCAGAAAGUUUUUGAUUCCACUCGACUGCUGGGUUGUGACAUCAGAAGCUGGGCUGAUUCAUGGAAGCACAUGGGUUUUAUCAUUUGGGUUACUGACAUUGUGUUCAUUGUUGAUGCUAAAAAGUGUCUCGUAUAUGUAACAUAAAAAAUACAGUGCAGUUUUCCGACGCCCUCCUAAUGGAGCCAGUCAGAUUUUCUGUACAUUCAGACUUGGUUCCUGAUUCGUUGCUGUGGACAGAUUACAAAAAUGUUACCAAAUUAAUGUAUUAUUUAAUAAUCCACAUAUGACCUCGUCCAUAUUUUCUGAGUGAGACAUGAUGUUUCUCUGUUUCUUCUAUUUCUUUCCCUCAAAUUUAAGUCUUUCAAAUCGUCAAACACAUUUUAAUACAAAACGUAAAGAUUUCAUUUAUGAAAAGGAGGAAAAGUGACCAGACCAGGCUGGUUCUAUGUGAAAAUGACAUGGACACCAGCCAGACCCAGGUCCGAUUGGUCCUUAUCCAGAACCUUCUUGACAACAUGAAGUCGGCUAAAAGAUCUCAAAAAGCUACUCAUGAUAUUUGAAGUCAAAUUGGAAUAAAUGUGAUUAUGUUCAACAGUUUUAAACAAACCUCUUUAGAAGUUUGUUUUUAGAUUCUAUACUAGACUACAGAGAUGCAGAAAACACACAAAGACCACCUCUGAAAGCUUUUAGGGUGGUCUAGUCAAAGCCUUGAUUUUAAGAUGCCAUUAUAUGAACCUUGUUAGUCAUUUCAUGCUCAUAAACCCUCCUAAGUGACUGUAGUGACUGUACAGAGUGGGUCAAAAAUGUUCUGCAGUAAAAUACUUAUUUCCAGUUACUGAUUGUUUAGAUUUUCACAUGGGGUCAGUUUGGUUUGGAUAUUAUUUUCUUGUUUGUGUUGCCUUUUGCAUUCAUUUAGAUUUGGUUGUGUUUUGUUUGCGUGUUUGAUAAACAAAGAAAAGCCAAAAACAGAAGAAAUCUGCAAAUAGACAAAUUCUUAAUGCCACAGACUUUUUUGCAAAAUUUCAGUCGCACUGAAUACUUUGAUCCACUCCAGGACUUUCUCAGCCUUCAGUCACGUUUUUUUAGAUCAACAAAACUUUAAUGGACAAAACCACUUUUGUCUAUUUAAGAACUCUUUGUUCUUUUCUUUCGUGGAUUCAUUUGUAAUUUCACUUUUACAAACUUUGCGUUCUGUAUGACUCUGUCCUAAAAGCCAUGUAACAGACUGAAAGCGCUUUGUUUUGUUGGUGAUUGAAAACGGUGUUAUGCAAGUCUAAAUGUGAGAAAACCAAUCACCCAUUUGAUGCUGCCGUGUUGUGAACGAAGCGGGUCGGAUCCAAUGAAAGGUGUCAAAUUCAAACUGUGCUACUGUGUCAGAAUGGGGUUUGUUACUCCAGCCAUUGUGUCACUGUCUUAUUUGUUUUACUUUUUUCCACAAUAUUAUUAUUUUGUCAGCUAAGUAUUUUGUCUUGACAGUUUAAUGCUGACAUCCCUACGAGUUCAAACUGUGUUUUCUGCCAGAUUAAUUAGAAAAGUUGGGCUGCUGUCAGUUGAGUCGCUCCAUGUAUUUUGCAUUAAAAAAUGAGGGAUUCUUCAUCGGCGCAGACAGAGAAUUUGCAUAAAGUCUCAUGAGAUUAGAGUUAAAAAAACAAAAAACAUUUUGUUACCAAAGCUGUAGCUAUGUUUUGUUUAUGCUGCAGUGAUAUUACAUUUUGAAUUUGGGGCCUGUUAGAAAACUUUGACUCUCUACACUCAUAGCUUGAAGAGACAUUCCAAUUGAUAUUCUACAACUUGGAACUUGGAAAUUCAAAAUCUAUUGACUUGUUGGACGGGUUUGACAUACUGAAGCUAAUAGAUCCAAGAUUAAAAGUACCACUAUCUCAGCAAUAUCACAAAUCUAAAGCAACAAUGUGUAGUAUGAUUUCACUGCUGUUAAAAAAGCAGUCUGCCAACAAGCUCAGAGUUUGCCAACUGUAGUUUUAAAAUGCCAUCGUCUUACCAAAGUAUGUUUUUCUUUGUAACUUGAAAUACUUCCCAGCGGGUACGUUUUUUUGUUUAGUUUGUAGAUGAACAAAGUUCAGCGUAGAAAACCAUUUUGUCAGUUGGCUGGCCAACAAUGCUUAGCAACAGAUCAGUACUACGUCACUACUGUAUGUUCCACGUUUUUGUGGCAUUUCAUGGACAAUAAAGAGCAGAAAUUACAAGAAUAAGAAAAAUGUGGUUGAUUUCAACAUCAUUUUUACUGGACCAAGUCUGUUUACACAGCAUUCUUCUACUAAAGAGAUCAUGUCGCUGUUUCUCUAACUAGCUAGCAACACAUUGGCUACUUUCUGACUUACAGUUCUCUCUUUGUGCUCUGAAGUUGGAUUGUCUUUUUGAUUGAGGUACAAGGCAGAAAUACAACUAGUAUUUCUGCUAGUCAAACUGAAAAAACCUUGACUAACAGCUUUAAGUUUGCUUAAACUGUUUUAAUGCUCAAAUAAAGAGACAAACAUUAUUCAUCAGCGUAUAGCUAGUAGUAGUUUUCAGUACAACAAUCCCUUGUUUUCAUACUAGCUAGAAGCUAAUUAGUAAACUAGCUUUUCUAGUUAGAAAAACUAGUUUUCUAAUAGAAGCUAGCUUCUAGCUUUUGUAGUAGCUAGGAGCUAGUAAGAAAACGGAAUACUCCUAACCUGGGAGACAUAUCCAACACAGCAUCAAGCUAAAAGUCUUAGCUAGAAAAUUAGCAUUAGCUCUGUAGCUCUGUUAGCAUAACUAUGCUUUAGUGAGCUUGAUGGCUUUGUCCUUUUUUUAUGUUGAUACACAUUACAACAUAACAGAUGUUGUAGAAGAUGACUUUAUUCAUAGCAUAAAUUGUACAGGAAUAAAAAAAUUAUUGAAAAGCGAAGUGGCUAAAAUCAUAAUUAUGAAAAAAACAAACUAUUUUUGAUUAAAAAGCUUUAUAGUGACAUAUUAAUGAUUAUAAGAGCACAAUGAUUACUGUAACACUGCUUAGCAAUGAUAAUGUCAUAUUGGUAAUGUAAUGCUAGAGAUUCAGCUUCCAUGUUUUUAAAAUUAUUUAUGAUAAAUGACUACCAAAUGUUAUAAAAUGUAACUAUUUUUGUAUUAUAUCAGCCUUCAAUAUGUUCAGCAAAAACUACACGUUUUCCUCUGUCAGUGCAGCAUAUUGAUCUAGGCAGGCUGUGUGCUCACUGUUGGCCAAAUGAAAAUAAUUUCCUUUUUCAGGACCGACUGGUUUUAGAGCACUGGUUUUAAGUUUCUUCUCUGUUUGUAUUUUGGAGGAGGAGCACAGACUGUCAGCCCUUCAGUGAGACCUGAUUCUGUCCUCUUCUGCAGCAGAAACGUCUCUUUGUUUCCACACGGACUGGCAAAACGCUGCUCUGAAUAUUUUUAGGAGGUAGGAAAAGAAAAAUGUCCUCCUUGAGUGACUCUGUGGCAGGAGCUGAAGUGUACAUUUUAUUUACAACUAUUUUAUUACAUGCCCUUUGUACUAUCUUCUAAUGCCAAUGUAAAGCGGUGAACAGCUGUUAUUUAAAGUCUGUCGUUUGUCUGGAUCAGAUCAAGUUGAGCUCAGAGUGGGACGAUUUUUGACUGUUUUCUGUUUUCUCUCUAAACCUAGAAACCAUUGGCUUUUUUCUUCUUUUUUUUGUAUGUACCAAAAAUAUCAGUACCAACUGUUUGUUUUUAUUGAUCCUCCUACUGUUGCUUCUUUCUUCUAUGAAACUCUCGGUCCAGUUCGACGGCUCUCGGACUCUCUGGCCUGUUUACACAGUGUUAUCAAAUGUACUGUGGCAUUACCACCCAAUAAAGACACUGCUGAACCUUGA